Molecule: messenger RNA, 2565 nt
Organism: Alternaria burnsii
Lineage: Eukaryota; Fungi; Ascomycota; Dothideomycetes; Pleosporales; Pleosporaceae
Product: hpc2-domain-containing protein
Exons: 5
Coding region: 1-2565 (854 amino acids)
Source: RefSeq, a predicted model, not a curated record
AUGGACGUAGACGAUGCAUCUUCGCCGGGCAGUCUAAGCUCGCCCCCGCACUCGCCUGAGCAGGGCACUCCGACAUCGACUAUCCGCACUCCUGCAGGUGGUGUUGGUGUUGGAACUAGCACACCAACCCCUGCAACUGCAUCACCAGCUCCACGCGGUCUUACUGCGAGCGGCCUUCCUCGUAAGAAGCCAGGUCCCAAACCAAAAGCAAAAGAUCCCAGUGCACCUGAGCCAGAGAAGAAGACACGAAAGCCCCGCAAGUCGGAGCCCAAGGACCCAAAUGCUGCACCCGCUCAACGCAAGAGGAGGACCAAGGCAUCGCUGGAGGCACAGGCACAGCCAGUCGCACAAGCCGUGGACGAGAAACCGUCUGUGCAGCAGUCGCCUACACCUCAAGUUGCACCCAGUGAGCCCGUCGCUGUCUUGCAUACCGAGCAGCCGCCUGUUGUCUCACAGCCUGCUCGCGUCUUGAGCAAUCCCGAACCCACCCUUCAUAGUAACCCAAACCUUUCACACAUCAGCGUCGCGCCCUCAACACCGCGGCCAUCUAGUUCAGGCCAACGAUAUGAUCCAAUUCGAGGCGACACCUUUGAGUCAAAACCACAACCUCCAGCAAGUGCACCGCCGCCGCCCGUUUCACCCCCGAUCAACCACCGUGCUAGUGCCUCACCUUCCAUCACAAGUCUUAUCGACCCGCCGUCUGCCAGUAAUUCAUUCUAUUCGCAUCCUCCCAAACUCCAGCAACAGGCAUCCAUCACAUCAGCACCCGUGUCACCUGCCGCCUUCUCCACGCGACCAGCCUCGGUCCUUCCUUCUCAAGACUACUCACCUCAGCUUCAACAACAACAGCAGCAGCAGCCACAGGCACCCCUCCAAACUCAAGCUCAACCGUACCCCACUGCCUCAUCGGGACCGACUCCUAUGGACAUUGACACCGAGCCCAGCAAGCCAACAUCAGUUCCCAUGGCAAAGGAAAAUUCGACAAACUCGGGUACACCCUCGCAAUCGAAUGCGCCAACCCCACCUACUAAAGCAGCUCGCCAAAAAGAAGCCCCGCCACCGUUGCCUACUGGAAGUGGCCUCUUGUCGGGAACGCCGUUUGGCCCAGUUGCAAACGCCAAUGGUGCAUCCGAGACACAAGGCACCAACAUCUACCUGACAUUUGAUCUGAAGGGAAAGGAAAAUGUUACAAUCAACUUCGCACAGGAAGUCGAGAAAAAGUACGGUUUCGCUGCCCUGCAUCCUCGCAUCGCUGCUCGCAAAGAGCGUCAGCGCCAGAUUGCAGCGGCAGGUACCGCACUUGAGCGAGCUGCAGGCGGUGGCUCAAAUGACGAUCAGUCUGUCGAUUUGUCCGAGAACGAGAGUAAUGUCGAAAUGGGCGGCAUGGAUGACGAGACAUCGGCCAAGGAGAACGGAGGCAAGAAGCGACGCAAGCGCAAACAAGAAGAUUAUGACAAGGAGGAUGACUUCAUCGAUGACACAGAGCUGGCCUGGGAACAGCAAGCUCUCAUGGCGAAAGACGGUUUUUUUGUUUACAGCGGCCCACUCGUGACCGAGGAGAAGCCAACUGUAGAGAGGGCCGACGGCACCGUUAGACGCGGACGAGGACGCGGUCGUGGCGGCACUGUACGAGGAGAGGCUUCAGGUCGCGGCAGAGGACGUGGCGGAGGUCCUGGCUCUCGUGGUGGUUCUACUGUCCGCAAGCCUCGCGUUACUAAGGCUGAUCGUGCGCAAAUGGAACAGGAGAAGGCAGCUCGAGAAUCUAUGGCUAAGACGCUGACUAACAUGUCUACUCACGCCGGCCAGGCUAGUGCUAUGUACAUGGUCGGUUCCGCGACAUAUCGCACUCAUCUCCCAGCGGAUGUAGCUCUCACUGAGUACUCGCGCAAGUUCUACGAUGGGACGUACAAGUGGGAUUCGGAGGGCUUCACUGACGAAACUGGAAAGUAUCAGGAAUUUGAUUGCUAUGAUCCUGCAGCCCGAGCUCCCACACCUUUACCUCCGAUGUGCUUGAGCGAUGAUGAAGCAGACGGCGGGACUGUAGAACGCGAAGAGUCCGCAUUACAUAUGCUGGGGGACGAGACCACCAGUCUUCUAUCCGCAACAAAUGUUAAACACAGGCAGGUAGUUGCAAUGCAGCGUGAUGAGCUGCUUCGUGACCGCACUGAUACAAAGCAUACUAUCGGUAAGAUGGAGGAUGCCAGCCCUGCGACACCUUCGAAAACCAUCGCAGCGGGUCUACGAGACUUUGCUUCACCCUCAGAACUAUCAGAAUGUCCUUCAGAUAUAUCUGAAUGGGAUGUGGGGAGACCGAUGUCAAGACCAAAGACGAUUGCAAAAAAGCCUGUCGAUGAGAUGUUCGAGCAAGGCGAUGUCGAUGAACCCGAGCGGAAACAUACAACACGAGGCGUCGCACAGAAAGUCAAGAAAGGUAUUAGGAAGCCAACGGCCGCAUCAAUCAAGCCCUCUCCUAGGACAGGAACUGUGCAGGCUGGCAGCUACAUGGAGAGCGCUGGGACGACGACUCGGCGUCGAUCGACACGGCUCAAUCAAGGUGGCAAGUAG